UUGGACACAAUAAUUCAAAAAUCAACAAAUAUUGAAAAUAAGAAUUCAAAAAAAUUUAAAUUACUGGAUUAUCUGGCCAAAUGCAUUAUUUAUAUGAGAACGGGUGAUUUUAUUAAUGCUUGUGUGUUGGCUGAUAAAUCGCCAAUUUCUUCAAAAAAACAAAAACAAUUAAUUCUGGCCAUUUAUUCCUACAGUCUAGCUUGUGAAUAUGCAUUUAAGGGACUUGAAUUGGGUGAUGAUGUUGACCAAAAUUUAAAUGCAGUUUUGUCUCUCUAUACACUCGAAUUGGUUGUUUUAAUUAGAAAAAAUUGUGUUGAUGAAAAUUCUUUGCUUUUUUGUAAUAAUUUUAUGUUGGGAUCAUUUGUCUUCAAUUAUACCCAAACAUUUAUAAAUUUACCUAAAGGAAAUAGAGAAAAUGAAUCUUUUAUUUUUUGUGAUCAAACAACAAUUUUGAGGCGUUCAAAUGAAUAUUUUGAGGGAGAAGCUUGUUUAAAAAGAGCAUUUUUGUUGAGCGAAAAUAUUUAUUUUUUGAGAAGAUUUGUUUGGUUACUUGAAGAAUUUGAUGAAUUUAAAGAGGGAAUUUAUCCAUUUAUUGACGAUUUAUUCAAUUCUAUACCCGAAUUUCCUCAAGAUGCUUUUAAUGCUUGUUCGCCUGAAAGUAUUUCUAGAGCUGAUAUUAAGAUUUUUUUAUUUCGUCUUUCCCAACAUUUAAAAUGCGAAUUUAAUAUAGAAUUUACACUUCCCUGGAUAUUUUACAAAAAAUGUAAUUUAAAUCAUCAACAAUUUUGGAGUUUUGUUAAAUGUGUAAAUAAUGAGGGGAUAGCCAACAUAAACUUGAGUAUUUUAAUUCAAAUAACAACAGCAUUAGAACAAAUAAGAGAUCCAAAUAUUGAACAAAUAUUUUCUGAUGAUUUAAUAAAUACAAUAAAUUUUAUAAAAAAAUUGGGAGAAGAAAAUAAUUUUUUAAAAAUAAUUUUGGAAAGAUAUUCAAAUUUAUUAAAAAUGUUUAUGCCAGAAAAUGAUUGGAUAUUUGUUGUUGAUAAUGAAAAUAAUAAAAUUGAAGCGAAAGAAAGGGAAGAAGAAGAAGAAGGAAAUUUAAUUGAGAGAGAAGUUGUUGCUGUUGAUAAAUUGGAGGAAGAAAUUAAUAAAAUUAUUGAAGAAGAAAAAAAUUUAAAUAAAAAGGUAGAGGGAAAAUUUAAAUUUUUUUGUUGUUAUUGUAGUCAAGGGGCAGGGGGUCAUUUCACGGUUCCAAAAAUUAAUCGGUUCCAGUUGUUAAAAUUUUGGUGGUUCCUAGAAUUGAUUCCAAUACUUGUGUCCUUUCUUCUUUAUGAGAAAAAAAGCGGAGACAAUGGGGCGGGGCUUAUGGGGGAAACUACACAAGUACCGGAAGGGCCUUUCACAAUUCCAAAAAUUAAUCGGUUCAGUCUUAAGAUACUUUGGUGGUUCUUAGAAAUGAUUCCUAAGACCGGGAAACCAGAAAAGCAAUUAUUGUCAAUAUCAACACAAACAGACUACCAACAACCACCCCAACAACAACAAAAUAUCCAACAACAAAUUAAUCAACAACAACAACAACUUAAUAAACAAAUUAAAAUCAUUCAAGAUUGGGGAGAAACUAAUUUUAAUAUAAACAGAUGGAUAUGCCACAAUGCUAUGCUUUACAAAAUAUUUAAUCGAAGAUAA
Messenger RNA from Meloidogyne enterolobii, 1683 nucleotides. The record is from the annotation of a GenBank genome assembly. Lineage: Eukaryota; Metazoa; Nematoda; Chromadorea; Rhabditida; Meloidogynidae.